Molecule: messenger RNA, 918 nt
Organism: Brienomyrus brachyistius
Lineage: Eukaryota; Metazoa; Chordata; Actinopteri; Osteoglossiformes; Mormyridae
Product: sodium/bile acid cotransporter-like
Exons: 5
Coding region: 16-918 (300 amino acids)
Biological process (GO): bile acid and bile salt transport
Cellular component (GO): membrane
Molecular function (GO): bile acid:sodium symporter activity
Source: RefSeq, a predicted model, not a curated record
AUCCUCUUCAUCACCAUGGUGUCCUUGGGUUGCACCAUGGAAAUUCCCAAGAUCAAGACCUACAUGCUGAAGCCCAGGGAAGUGCUCCUUGCUGUGUUGAUGCAGUAUGGCAUUAUGCCUCUCACGGCCUUCCUUAUGGCCAAGGUCUUCCAGCUCAGCCCUUUGGAGGCUGUGACUGUGCUGAUCUGUGGCUGCUCUCCAGGUGGAAACCUGUCCAACGUCCUGGCCUUGGCUUUUCAAGGUGAUAUGAACCUCAGCAUUGUGAUGACCACCUGCUCAACCGUACUGGCCCUGGGCAUGAUGCCACUACUCCUGUACCUGUACUGCAAAGGGAUCCCAAAUAUACAGAAUGCUGUGCCCUUCUUGGGUAUCUUCAUUGCCCUGCUCAUGACACUUCUGCCAUGCGCCAUUGGCAUAGUCAUUAACCACAGAUUUCCUCGCUUCUCACAUAUCAUCACAAAGAUGGGAAUGGGCAUCCUGCUGGUCUCUGCAGUGAUAAUCGCCAUCCUCAUUGGCAUGACAAUCGGAAGCGAGAUAAUGCUAAUAAUGACGCCCCCGCUGAUAGCCACAGCGUCUUUGAUGCCUCUCACUGGAUAUGUUCUCGGCUACCUGCUGUCUACAGCCUUCAGGUUCAGUGGCCCAUGCAGAAGAACAGUUUCUAUGGAAACUGGCUGUCAGAAUAUCCAGCUUUGUGCCACCAUCCUGAAGGUCGCAUUUUCCCCAGACACCAUUGGCCGUCUCUACCUCUUCCCGUUCCUCUACUUCCUCUUUCAGGCUGGAGAGCCUCUGCUUCUUGCUGUCCUCCUCAGGUGUUACCAGAAACUUUCCGUCCCAGCGGAUGCUGUGAAGCCAGAAGAGAAGCAUGAGUACCUGUCUGUGGACAAUAAAAUACCGGAGGAGAAGGGACCAAAGAUCUAA